GUGAGGAGCCGACUCUUGUUUACAGCAGGAUUCCACGGAGGAGCGGAGACCCACAGCCUGCGUUCACCGAGGGCGAGGAUUUCAGCCCCUGGAUAUACACGCUACGGGAGUUUUUGUUUUCUCUCCUUUAUGAGGAUAAAGGCGACACACGAAACACUCGUAAAGGGCAACUCCUUGUGGACACAUUCUCCCUCCCACCCCAGCCGAGGUCGUCUAGCUGGAGAGCCAUUCUCCUGCGUGGCACAAGUCUGCUGUUUUCUUUCAGCUGCAAAUCCCGACUGACGGCGGAGAUAAGUCCGACCCGAGGAGCUGGAAAAUUGGUUUAAAAAGCGACUUCUCACCGCGAGCCAGGACUGCUUGGUGUGGAUAGAGAACUUGUGUUGGUUGAAUGGCAUAAGCAAAAAAAGGUUUUUCAUUCAUUUUCCAACCUCGCAGCCACCACCCCUGUGGAUCUGGACGUGUUUUCUGCCCCAUACCUCCCCUCACACACUCAAUCACACGGGGGAUUAUUGAGAGCGACACUGGCGUAAAUGUAUUAUGGUGUCAAUGGCUGCCAAUAAUAACAUUUAGCCUGGCAUUUUGAAAUUGUUAUUACCAGGCCUGAUCGCACUGUACGCGCACUGCUGUUUUCAAGAGAUGGAGACUGAAGAUGGGGAUUACCAUCAUUUAUCCAGGAAAAUCACUGGCGUGUGUGCCAUACCAGCCGACGUCAAAGUACCCUGUGACUGGCAAAAAUAGCAGACCGUUUUAGUAUUUUUUUUCUCCAUAGGAAUUCCCUGUCAUAACGUGGUGUACACAUUUAUUUAUAUAUUUUUAGAGCAAAUCCUGGAAGCCACGCAUUUGCAGGCUACCACGGUGUAGCCUUUUUGGGCUACAAACAUUUAUUGCUCCUCUUUUUCAUUAAUUUUUUUAAAGAAGCCAACGUGUACAACCUUCUUUAUUGUAUUUUAUUUUGUAUCCCUGCAUUUUUUUUAUUUUGUUUGAGGAGUGAAUAAUGUUAAGGAACAUGAGAUCUGACACACGGAUGGGUAGCCCGACCUUGUUUUGGGGUCUGAUGCUCUCUGUGUCCACUAUCUGCAUCUGGUCCACACAUGGAGAGAUUUGUGGUCCGAGCAUCGACAUCCGGAAUGACAUCAGCGAGUUCAAGCGUCUGGAGAACUGCACGGUGGUGGAGGGCUACCUGCAGAUCCUCCUCAUCAAUGACAAGACCAACAACAUCAACCAGGAGGUCUUCCGCUCCCUGAGCUUCCCAAAGCUGACCGUCAUCACCGACUUCCUGCUGCUGUUUCGCGUCUCGGGCCUGGACAGCCUCAGCAUUCUCUUCCCCAACCUGAGUGUAAUCCGCGGGCGAAAUCUCUUCUACGACUACUCCCUGGUGAUUUACGAGAUGACCAGCCUGAAGGACAUCGGCCUGUACAAUCUUAGGAACAUCACCCGGGGAGCCGUGCGGAUUGAGAAGAACCCUGAGCUCUGCUACCUGAACUCUGUGGACUGGUCCCUUAUUAUGAAUGCUAGGUUGAACAACGUUAUAAAUGGAAAUAAGAAGGCAAAGGAAUGUGACAAUGUCUGCCCGGGCAUCAUGGAGGAUAACCCUCUGUGUCAGAGGACGUCGUUAAAUGACAACUACGACUACCGCUGUUGGACCUCCACGCAGUGCCAGAAAGUAUGCCCGGAGAACUGCAAGCUGUCGUGCACAGACAGGGAGGAGUGUUGCCACAGCCAGUGCCUCGGCAGCUGCACUGAACCCAACAACGACACGGCCUGCUCCGGCUGCCUCCACUACUAUCACGAGGGUCACUGCGUGCCGGACUGUCCCCCAGACACUUACAAGUUUGAGGGCUGGCGCUGCAUCAGCAUGGACUUUUGCUCCCAAGUCCACCUGACCGGAGACCCUAACUUUGUCAUCCACGGGGGAGAAUGUACGCCUGACUGCCCCUCUGGCUUCACCCGCAACGAGACUAAUCGAAUGUUAUGCAAUGCCUGCAAUGGCCCGUGUGAUAAGCCCUGCACAUCCUCCGUCAUCGACUCUGUGGAUGCUGCUCAGUCUCUGAAGGACUGCACCGUCAUCGAAGGCAACCUGGACAUCAACAUCCGACGUGGAAAUAACAUAGCGUCUGAGCUGGAGAGCUUCAUGGGGCUGAUUCAGACAGUGACGGGCUAUGUGAAGAUUCGACACUCCCACGCACUUGGCUCGCUAUCCUUUCUCAAGAGUCUGCGUUUAAUCAAUGGGCAGGAACUCAUCGACAACAUGUAUGCGUUCUCAGCCAUCAACAACCAGCACCUGCAGUACCUGUGGGACUGGAAUCAGCACAACCUGACUAUUGAAAACGGACGUCUUUUCUUCCGUCGUAACCCAAAACUCUGCAUGUCUGAGAUCCACAAGAUGUGGGAGAAGACGGGCAUUGCAGUGAAGCCAGAGGAGGGAGAUUUCCGUAACAACGGAGAAAGAGCCAGCUGUGAAAGCUAUAUCCUGAAGUUCAAGUCGAACAUCACAGCAAGUCAUAAUAUCACGCUGACAUGGGAGCGCUACCGGCCGCCGGAAUACGACCUCAUCAGCUUCAUAGUCUACUACAAAGAGUCGCCUUUCCAGAACAUCACAGAGUUUGACGGGCAGGAUGGCUGUGGUUUAAACAGCUGGCACAUGGUGGAUGUGGAUUUCCCUCAGGAGUCAGACGUUUACCCGAAAGUCAGUCUUCCAAACCUCAAGCCCUGGACCCAGUAUGCUAUUUUUGUGAAGGCCAUUACCCUGCAGGUGGAGGACAAACACGUUACAGGGGCAAAAAGUGAUAUCAUCUACAUUCGCACACGCCCAUCGCUGCCGUCUAUGCCCAAAGAGCCCCGGGCUUUUGCCAACUCCUCCACCAGGCUGAUGGUGAAGUGGUCCCCUCCAGCCUUUCCCAACGGAAAUCUGACCUUCUACCUGGUCCGCUGGCAGCAGCAGCCGGAGGACAGGGAGCUCUACCAACACAACUACUGCUCCAAAGAGCUGAAGGUUCCGAUCCGUAUCCCGGCCACGGGGAACAUCGACAUGGACGACAGCACCAAGCCCACCAAAUCCGAUCUGGCAGGGGGGGAGAAGGGCCCGUGCUGCGCCUGCCAGAAGACGCCCGAGGAGAAAGACCGGGAGAAGGAUGACCGAGUCUUUUUCAAGAUUUUUGAGAACUUCCUUCACAAUGCAAUCUUUCUGCCGAGACCUCCAGAUCGUCGGCGCAGGGAUAUUUUUGGCUUUGCUAACAACACACUGAUGCCUGACGGUUAUGGUAGGGGGAACACCACCUUUGGUCCUGGAGAUAACAGUACAGAUGGGAUUCCUCCUAUCAGGGAGUACCCCUUCUCGGAGGAAAAGAGCGCAGCAGAAUCUUUAGACAUCCCCACCCUGCGGCCCUUCACCGUCUACCGCAUCGACAUCCAUGCAUGCAACGAGGAGGUGGGCCGCUGCAGUGCAGGGGCCUUCGUCUUCGCCAGGACCAAACCGGCAGUCAAAGCAGAUGACAUCCCUGGAAAGGUGAUCUAUGAGAGGAGUGAUAAGAUUGAGGGUUGUGUGGUGCUGCGCUGGCCGGAGCCUCUCAUGCCCAACGGACUCAUCCUGAUGUAUGAGAUCAAGUUUCGGCCGGGGACUGAGCCUGAGAAACACGAGUGUGUGUCUCGGCAGCAGUACCGGGAGAACAGAGGAGCUCGGCUGACCAACCUGGGCUCGGGGAAUUACUCCGCUCAAGUGCGCGCAACAUCACUAGCAGGGAACGGCUCCUGGACGGAGAGCGUGUUCUUCUACGUGCCCCCGCCCAAACGAGAUGAUGGUGUUACGUUCUACUUGGUCAUAAUAAUUCCCAUCAUAGUGACGCUUUUCAUUGCCUGCCUCACCACCAUUCUCUUCUUUGUGAACAAAAAGAGGAAUAGUGACAGAUUGGGAAAUGGAGUCCUUUAUGCGUCUGUCAACCCUGAGUACUUCAGUGCUGAGAUGUACGUCCCCGAUGAGUGGGAGGUGGCCAGGGAGAAGAUCACAAUGCUCAAAGAGCUGGGCCAGGGCUCCUUCGGCAUGGUGUACGAAGGCCUCGCCAAGGGAGUGGUCAAAGACGAUCCAGAGACACGAGUCGCCAUCAAAACGGUCAACGAGACAGCCAGCAUGAGAGAGCGCAUCGAGUUUUUAAACGAAGCCUCUGUCAUGAAGGAGUUCAACUGUCACCAUGUGGUGCGGCUGCUGGGCGUGGUCUCUCAGGGACAGCCAACGCUGGUGAUUAUGGAGCUAAUGACCCGCGGAGACCUCAAAAGCCACCUGCGCUCUCUUCGUAAAGAAAACUCCACCACUCAGGUCCUACCCCCGCUCAAAAAGAUGAUCCAGAUGGCAGGGGAAAUUGCCGACGGCAUGUCGUACCUAAAUGCCAACAAAUUUGUCCACAGAGAUCUGGCUGCCAGGAACUGCAUGGUCGGCGAGGACUACACUGUGAAAAUUGGAGAUUUUGGCAUGACCAGAGAUAUUUAUGAGACGGAUUACUACCGUAAAGGAGGGAAGGGCCUGCUGCCUGUCCGCUGGAUGUCUCCAGAGUCUCUGAAAGAUGGCGUGUUCACUACGAUGGCUGAUGUCUGGUCAUUUGGUGUUGUGCUGUGGGAGAUCGCCACCUUAGCAGAACAGCCUUACCAGGGCAUGUCCAACGAACAAGUGCUGCGUUUCGUCAUGGAGGGAGAACUCUUGGACAAACCUGACAACUGCCCUGACAUGCUGUUUGAGUUGAUGAGGAUGUGCUGGCAGUAUAACCCCAAGAUGCGUCCGUCCUUCCUGGAGAUCAUCAACAGCAUCAAAGAGGACCUGGAGCCUCCCUUCAGGGAAAUGAGCUUCUUCUUCAGCGAGGAGAACAAGCCGCCGGACACCGAGGAGCUGGACAUGGCGGUAGAAAACAUGGAGAACAUUCCACUGGACCCUGCUUCCACCAGGCAGCCCUGUGCUGCUGCCGCCCCCUCGUCGGGGGGGACGGGAGGGACGCCGCCCCCCUCUACCCAGCAGUUAUCCCCAAUGCAAGGCCCAAGUACUCCGCACCUGGGAGCCGUGUCUCCCUCCCCCCCGGGACCAGGGGCCUCAGCCUUGGCGUCUCCAGGCCAGGCCUUGGACAAGCACUCAGGACAUGUAUCGGCCAACGGACCCGUGGUGGUACUUCGGCCUAACUUUGACGAGUUGCAACCCUAUGCACACAUGAAUGGGGGCAGAAAGAACGAGCGGGCGUUACCACUGCCCCAGUCGUCGGCCUGCUGAUAUCAGACAAGCCCCCCCCCCCCCCCCCCUCCUCCUCUUACACAGGGUAACACAAGCCUCUCAUCCAUUUCUCUUGGAGAUAUGGAUGAGGUAAGAAAUGACUUUCUUCUACUGUGUGCCAGUAGAUGAUCUCUCCAAUCCUUUAAGGUCAAACAUAAACUGUAAAAACAGUGAAUGAGUACAGAAACCUGCAAAAGCAUUUGGAGUUUGGUGUGUCAGACUCGACACUGGAACUCCUUCCUGUGCCCGCCUGUAUGUCGGUCCUUCAAGAAGGAACCAAUGCAGGCAUGUGUCCUGACAGAUUUAGACAUGAACUUAAAGACAACCUUUUUUUAGCAUAUCUGCCAGCAAAUCCAACAGAAGAGCACUUUUUUCCUGAUGAUUUCAGAGAGGAUAUUGUGGAUAUCAGAGAGUGUAUUUAUACAAAACACGUGAUUCUCUCUAUUAUUUGACAAAGCUCCAUUUCUAAAUGACUUUCCAUCAAAAUGACUUUUGUUUGCAUGAGCAGACCGGCUCAUGUGAUGUGAGGAUGCCUCAAUUAGACAGUUUUGACUAAGGUCAUUGUUUCAUUUUCUUAUGAUAUGUCUAUGAUCCCAUCAGAAGCGGGUCAAAAUGGAAGAGGAGGGCCUGUUGUGUAUCUGCCAAACUAUUGCCAAAUCAAUUUGACUUCCUUUCUUCGGUUUCAUAUAGGUCUCCUUUCUGGUUUAAGGCUGUGAUUCAGAGUUGAGAUAAUAUUGUCUAGAAAAAACCCAACAUUUUUUGGUGGUAUUCAGACCUGAUCUUUGACACGAGCUGAUCCUGGAGCAGCAGUCUGUGUGUCUUAUCCCUGGACAGAGGACAGUGUUAGCCUUGUGAUACUUGGGACAUGUUGACAAGUGAAUUGCUUACACAUGGAGAGACCAGCAUAAAAGCAGGACUGUUGCAUACAGGAUUAGAAAUGCAAGCACAGUCUUUAAAGAUAUGUUUUUCUAAUCAAUUAAAGGUCCCCUAUGAUACUCUUUUUCAACAAUAUAUUAUGGGUCUCAGAUAUAUACAAAACAUGUCUCUGAAGGGUUUGGCUCUAAAUCCCUAAGAGAUCCUGCAUUGUAGCAUCCCAUAAUCCCCUCUGAUUCAGGCCUGUUUCAAAAGUGCUGAUUCUGUGUCUGUAGCUUUAAA
Molecule: messenger RNA, 6400 nt
Organism: Trematomus bernacchii (emerald rockcod)
Lineage: Eukaryota; Metazoa; Chordata; Actinopteri; Perciformes; Nototheniidae
Gene: igf1ra
Product: insulin-like growth factor 1a receptor
Exons: 21
Coding region: 995-5245 (1416 amino acids)
Biological process (GO): positive regulation of phosphatidylinositol 3-kinase/protein kinase B signal transduction; protein autophosphorylation; positive regulation of MAPK cascade
Cellular component (GO): axon; insulin receptor complex; membrane
Molecular function (GO): insulin receptor substrate binding; insulin receptor activity; phosphatidylinositol 3-kinase binding
Source: RefSeq, a predicted model, not a curated record